Suillus fuscotomentosus is the source of this 1092-nucleotide messenger RNA. RefSeq lists its product as uncharacterized. The record is from RefSeq and is a predicted model, not a curated record. Lineage: Eukaryota; Fungi; Basidiomycota; Agaricomycetes; Boletales; Suillaceae. Bases 1 to 1092 code for a protein of 363 amino acids. The transcript is spliced from 4 exons.
AUGGCACCUUCCGAGGCAGCAAAGAAUGCCCUAAACACCACUCUGGCGGCCAUGCAACUGCUCAUGAAGUGUUGCAUGAAGUUGAAGGAGGGUUAUCCAGAGAGUUUGACACUAUCAGAUGACAUCGCCAGGCGUGUGGCCAAAAAUCUAAGGAUCCAUGCUGGGGAUGCAACAUCAUUCUCCCUGCAGCUACUCUCCUGUGCUGCCGUGAUCUGGCAGUACUCCAAGGGCGGUACUUUUGAGUGCAUCCCCGACUGGACCUCUGUAUCUGACAAUGACCCAAGGAUCCAGAGCCACCCAAGGUUUGACAAGACCAUGGGCUACCACAGUCCCUCUGAGAUUGAGGUUUCUACCUCUUUUGAACCCGUAAAUUUACCUGUGUCUGCUGUCCUCUCCCAAACAGACACUUUGAUGCUGCCGUCCACGGUCUUGGCGGUCUUGCUGACUGCAUCCAUCGCAGAUGGAGAUCCAAUCACCUCACCGGACACUCCACCCAGACCAACAUCUCCGCCACCCAAGCCUGCAGAUCCAAAAUCAUCUGCUGACACUUCAGCACCUCCUGCAACUCCCUUCAAACACAAUCUCUUUGUGGCUGGCACUCAGAAGAAAUCUGCAAAGGUCAUGCUACAGGUCAGCAAAAGUAAGAAGAGAAAAGUGGCAGAUGAUGACACUGACAAGGCAGUUACUGACACACCUGAGUUGCCUCCCUGGUCCUUGAAACUGAGGCAACAAAGGAAGAAGAAGUUCCGAUCAGAUGAAGACCAAGACAAAGCUCCCACCGGAACGGUAUAUGCGAUCCCAAAGGUAUCGCUGCCUGUCGCUGCUAAGAAGGAUGCUGACUCGGCAGUUCUGGACACUUCUGAUGUGCCUGAUGACACAGGUUUCCAGGAUGCAGACACCAGGCCUGCCCUAUGGGUCCAGGAUUCCCAUAUCACUACCCCGUUGCAGGCAAGUCAUUCUGUAUAUGUGUCACAACCCCUUAAACGAAUUAACGCAGGGCAGAGACUAGGACUCAAACAACAAGAUAAUCACAAAGAGGAUAAGGCAGCAGGUACGUCUUGGAUUGCUCACUUGGAGAUACAAGAGGUUUGA